Molecule: messenger RNA, 2586 nt
Organism: Macrobrachium nipponense
Lineage: Eukaryota; Metazoa; Arthropoda; Malacostraca; Decapoda; Palaemonidae
Product: neuronal acetylcholine receptor subunit alpha-6-like
Exons: 8
Coding region: 521-1777 (418 amino acids)
Biological process (GO): signal transduction; monoatomic ion transmembrane transport; regulation of membrane potential
Cellular component (GO): synapse; plasma membrane; neuron projection
Molecular function (GO): transmembrane signaling receptor activity; transmitter-gated monoatomic ion channel activity involved in regulation of postsynaptic membrane potential; excitatory extracellular ligand-gated monoatomic ion channel activity
Source: RefSeq, a predicted model, not a curated record
GCGACCGGAUCUGAUGGCUGUAGGUCGUUUGGCAUGCAGAGCGAGCGGCCUUUCCGGCAGUUGACUGUGUACCGUGACUGUCUUUCUGCCCUGUCUACAAACCCUAGGCUACAGAGGGCUCGUUUAUCUUCGCUUCCUACAUUAUUUAUUUAUUAUAAUAUGCCAAGCCUUGUCAAAACCUAAAACGCAAUAUAACUGCACGACACUGUGUACAAGACUACGUCUCCACUAGGAUUUUCGAAGGUCUUUGUUUUGUGAAAUUGGGCAGGUCGAAAAUUCUAAGUAACUGCUGGAGAUGGGCCGAGUAUAAGUAAAACUACUUUUAGAAACUUCUCACCGCUUAUGAUUCGAAGACAGCUCACACACGACACACAAGCGACCGUAAAGUGAAGGCCAGCGACUUUAUUUAUUAUAUAUAUUCACCAGCGACUUUCAAGAGGAAGCCUCCUACUGGUCGAAGAUCCGUCCUCCACAAAUUCACAAUCUGUUUCAAGAAGAAGUGCUCCUCAGAGUGACGGCAAUGGACGCGUUGACGAAAAGUCUGCUGGUAUUGUCGACAUUUUCGUCUCUAGCAUCGUCUGAAUCCAAUUUAUGGGAUAUAAAUGAACGUCUCCGGACUCAGCUACUCCAGAACUACCAGAAAAUGACCUUUCCCCACAAGGGGCCCAACGAUACAGCAACUGUUUUCUUCGACUUCUUGUUGAUGGGAGCCUGGUUUCAAGAAGAUCUCCAGAUUCUCAAUGUCAAGUCGUGGGUUGUCAUGAUGUGGCAUGAACCUAGAUUCGUCUGGGACCCCAAAGACUUCGGCAGCAUAGAAGUGCUUCACCUCGCCUCAGAUGAGAUCUGGAAGCCAGACAUCGCUCUCUAUAACAAUGCAGAUGUUAAGGAAGUGAACCAUUAUGGAGAGAACCACGUCAUCGUCUACCCAUCCGGCAUGGUCCUGUGGGUGCCGCCGGCUCUGUUCCAGGUCGAGUGUCCCCUCGACUUCACCUAUUGGCCCUACGACCUCCAGCGGUGCCAUUUGGUCAUUGGAUCUUGGACGUCCCACGGGUGGCAGAUCGAUCUACAGUUGCUUCAUAACAACUCAGACGUCCACCUGGGAGCCUACUGGGAGCCGUCGCACGAGUGGCAGUUCCAGUCAGGCACCAUCCGGCGCCAAGUGACCAAAUACGCCUGCUGUCCCGAACCUUACGUCAGCAUCAUGAUCACGCUCAACCUGAGGCGAGUCUCCGCCACAUUCACUGGCACCAUCGUCAUUCCAGCUUGCGCAAUUUCAGCGCUGACGCUGAUCCAGUUUCUGUUGCCAGUGAGGGAGAAGAAGAGGCUCUUGGUCGGAUGCUGCUGCCUGCUGCUGACCAUCUUAGAGGUCAUCCACUUGGGGUCAUCCAUUCCGCGGCUGUCUUCUUCAACUCCAAUCAUAGUCAAGUUUUAUGGGCAGACGUUCAUUGUGGUGACAGUGAGUGUGGCUGUGACCGCCUUCCUCCUCCGACUGACUGACACUGAGCAUCCUGCUGCUUCAACACCGCCCCCGAAUCUCCUUAAGACCAUUCUCGUGGGACCUCUCUCCUCGGUCCUCUUCCUCCACCACUAUACUGAAAAGGUUGGGAGAAGCGGCGGAGGCGACGAAGACGGGGAAGUGCUCGACACAGACAUCAAGAACUCCGUCAACUACGGCCCCGACUGGCUCUUGGUCGCUGCUGCUUUUGAUCGCCUGGCUGUCCUCUGCUUCCUCGUCACGUUCGUCGUCAUGCUCAUCGCCUAUGUAGCGCCUGUUUAGAUCUAACCAAAGUUCCUAUGAAAGAAAGAAGAGCCUAGUUUCCUUGGAUGAGAGUAUAUAACUGUUUUGUUGAAAAAAAAAAAAAAAAAGUUUUCGUUGCAGGUUUCUACUGUGAGGAAAUCCGUAGCCCAAGUUAUUUCUCGACUUCAUAUUUUGACUCAGUAUUAAAUUAAUCAGGCAUUAAUCACAUGGACAAUUAAAACUUCCGGACAGUUUGUCGUCCAGGAACAUUGUUCCAAGUACCUACCUACUCAUCGGCAUUGGUCUAGACUUUCAAAAAUGAAUAUGCUUAUUAUGGAUGGCAGUAUCAUGUUAACAAUUGGCUACUAAUGCGUCCACGUCAAGUUUAUUACAAUAGCUCUUCAUUCUCUUGUUGCAGAGAGUUAUGUAUAUCGUCUUAACAAGACAGACAUCUAGAAAAGUUCAAGAUGACUGCAGUUUUCCCUCCUUUUCGAAGUGGUUCCUUUGUUUUAAAGGCGGCAGGGUUACUUCUAGGAUUAAUUCCGCAGUGACAAACACUUCUCAGCGACACUAAUUGACUAUUAUAAAGGGGGUUGAAUGCCCUACCUGUCUUAAACACGUAGUUUAUUGCAAAGAAAUUGUGCUGGAAAAAUAUAUUACCGUACUCUUCAAUAUAGAAAGUAUUCGCUAUGUUCAGGUUUCAAAGCAGACUUGCCAACUUCUUUCCUGUAAACAUCGUAUGUCAGUUGACCCUUCACCAAACUGACUACCUAAAAUUGCGGCAAAGUCUUCAGUGAUCAAAGGUGCACAGCACUAUUGUAUGAUUUAGGCUGUUGAUCUGUAUUCGG